AUGAUUGUCGGGUUCUACGACCAAAAGUUCAAACUUUUGAUGAAAGACAUGAACAAUAAACUUCAAUUUGAUGGUUUCGAAAACAAGAAUCUUGCUGGCGCUAAUAAUGGUGCUGCAAAUCAGAGAACCGAGCCACUGUCUUCUGGAAACGGGAACAUUAUCAAGCAGCUCUACAAUCUUCAGAAUUUUGGAAUGGAAUCACCAAAACAACUUCUCUAA
Messenger RNA from Caenorhabditis remanei, 219 nucleotides. RefSeq lists its product as uncharacterized. The transcript is spliced from 2 exons. The coding region runs from base 1 to 219 and encodes 72 amino acids. The record is from RefSeq and is a predicted model, not a curated record. NCBI's taxonomy places the organism in Eukaryota, Metazoa, Nematoda, Chromadorea, Rhabditida, Rhabditidae.